Molecule: messenger RNA, 2432 nt
Organism: Cyphomyrmex costatus
Lineage: Eukaryota; Metazoa; Arthropoda; Insecta; Hymenoptera; Formicidae
Product: esterase E4
Exons: 9
Coding region: 837-2432 (531 amino acids)
Source: RefSeq, a predicted model, not a curated record
CAUUUAUUUUACUGAAGAUUACAAUAACGUUAUACAUUUAAAUGAUAUAGAUUGUUGUAGCUCAAAAGUUACAACGAAUAAGUCUUGCAUUUCUGCAUAUCAACGAGCCUCGCGGAAAUGCAAGAUUGCUAUCACAUUUGAGCCUUGCAUUUCAGCAUGGCAAUGAGCUGAAAUGCAAGAGCAUAAAUUCAGCAUCCACGCGCGAACGAAGGUCGUAUGUGCAAGGAUAAAUUCGUUACCGGAUAUUACCGUACAUGGUCAUAUCGAUUUGCAAAGUGCGCAGUAGCGCGACACCGCGGUUCCUUUAUAUUCGACUGCCUAAUUGCAGAAAGCGAGAUUUCGUACAGUAAAUUAGACUAAAGCCCAUUCUACAAUCGCGUAAAUGUAGUUGUAAGUGGCUGUAGUUGUAAGAAUUGACUAAUCAUUUUCUUCAUAUUUGACUGUGAUUGGUUAAUUCAUACAACUAUAACCAUUUACAACUACGCUUACGCAAUUGUAGAAGGAUUUAACACGUGCGAUGCGACCGUCCGGUGUCAUAUAAUCCGCUAACAGCGGCUGGUGACGAAGUAUCGUGAGAGCGAGAAAUUACAUGAUAUCGUGUCUCUUUAAGUAAUAAUAAUUACAUUAACACAGCCUCGGGAAUCAAUUGUACCUAAAUUAUAGCAACGGGAAAAUUAAUUUGUAAAAGUAGAAAUAAUUAUGAAAUAAAGUGUUGAAGUUAUGUGAAAGUGAGCGUUUUUUCGUGAUUUACCAACUAGUGCUUCUCGUGGGUCCCAACUCUUUUGGGCGAAACAAACCUAAGAAAUUUUCUUUAUUGCAUUGAAAGUAUAUUCAAUAUGAGUGAAAUAAAAGUACAAGUAACUGAAGGAAAAUUAAUUGGCGUCGUUGUAGAUGGUUAUAAUGUUCGUUACCUUGCUUUUCGUGGAAUACCAUAUGCCAAACCUCCAGUUGGCGAACUCAGGUUUAAGGAUCCGGUACCACCAGAAUCAUGGUCCGGUGAUAGAGAUGCUUCGAAGUAUGGGAACAUGGCUAUUCAAAUAGAUUUUACCAGAAAAGAAGUUAUAGGAGAUGAAGAUUGUCUCUAUUUAAAUGUAUACACCACAAAGAUCAAACCUUCAAAAAAACGUUCGGUAAUGGUAUGGAUACAUGGCGGUGGCUAUUUUACAGGUUCUGGUAACGACAAUUUUUAUGGCCCUGAUUAUAUCGUGCAGAAAGACGUAGUAUUGGUUACUUUGAAUUAUAGAUUAGGCGUUCUGGGUUUUUUGAAUCUCAACGAUGAAGUAGCAACAGGUAAUCAAGGUCUGAAAGAUGUGGUUUUAGCAUUAAAAUGGGUUCAAACAAAUAUAUCAAAAUUUGGUGGAGAUCCAGAAAAUGUUACUAUUUUUGGAGAAAGUGCUGGUGGAGCCAUGGUACAUUGCCUAGCUCUAUCUCCACUAGCUAAAGGUUUAUUCCAUAAAGCAAUUUCACAAAGCGGCGUCGUUUUAAAUCCUUGGGCCUUCAAUGAAUGGAUGGAUGGAGGUUUUCGGCUUGCAAAAAAGCUCGGAAAGGAAACAACAGAUCCGAAAAUCGUAUAUGAGUUUUUAAAGACAACUGACGCGAAAACACUUACGGAAAAUUCAUAUCGAUCAAUUUUUACAGAAACAGAGAAAAUGAGUUUUACCGUGAACCUCUUCACACCAACUCUGGACACUAAGUCAUUAAAUCCAUUUUUUCCUGAACAUCCAAAGGAAUAUAUGAGCCGCGGAAUUCAAAUACCCUUCCUUUUAGGAUUUAAUCGUAAUGAAGGAACAUUUCUUUUAAAAGGAAUUUUUUUUGGAGAUAUAAGCAAGGAAGACUUGGAAAAAGUAAAUGCUGAUUUUAAAACAACAAUAUUAUCAAAUACAUUGUCUAAAUUGCCUAAAAUAGGAAUUACUGUCGACGACUUAAGAUCUCUAUAUUUUGGAAAAGAAGAAAUAUCAGAGGAAACUUUGACAAAUUAUUCAGAUUUCUUGGGAGAUGAAUUUUUUGUACGUGAUAUAAUGGAAGUAUGUGAAAUGCAAAAAUCUUCUGGUGGUUGCAAAUCUACAUAUUUAUAUCAUUUCGAUUAUGAAAGCGAAACUAUUAUGAAAAAAAUGUUAAACAUCGAAGUUAAAGGAGUGUACCACGGAGAGGAUUUAUUUUUCUUAUUUUGCCCAGAAAUGGCGAAAGCAAUGAACUUUUCGCUACCCGAACCUGGUUCGAAUGACUACACGAUGAUAAAUUACUUUACGCAAAUGUGGACGGAUUUUGCUAAAACAGGAAAUCCAACGCCUACUACAAAUUCAUGGUUACCAUUAACCGGUCCACAAAGUGAAGACUACAGUUAUCUAAAUAUUGAUAUAAAUCUACAAAUGAAAACCUUUCGUAAAGGAAAGGAACGCUGGAAUUGGGAAAAUCAUAAAAAAAUAUUCUAA